Messenger RNA from Porites lobata, 1131 nucleotides. NCBI's taxonomy places the organism in Eukaryota, Metazoa, Cnidaria, Anthozoa, Scleractinia, Poritidae. The record is from the annotation of a GenBank genome assembly.
AUGAACAACAGCACUGAACCCAACCCAACCACUACAGGGACCGACGCAGUACCCAGGUUUCCUCCAUCCUUCGUGUAUCCAGUGGCGACGUGUCACAUCUUAAUUGUCGCAGUGGCAGUCCUUGGAAACCUCAUAGUUUGUUACGCAAUAAUCACUAACAAAAGUCUCCGAAGCAGCCCAACAAAUUUGUUCAUUUUCUCGUUGGCGUUCUCUGAUCUUUUUACUGCAACAUUAGCGGUACCAUUUGACAUAGAAGGCCUUUUCCUUAACUUGACUUGGAAGCAUGGAGAAAUAAUGUGCCAGGCGUGGAUUACAGUUUACCUUAUCUCUGUACCCACGUCUAUUUUGACCCUUUUGGCUGUGAGCGUGGAUUGUUACAAGAGCCUUAAGGAUCCCUUGAAUCGAUUUCGCCGCUUCCGAUUUAUGACACGAAAGAGAGCUUUAAUUAUUAUUUCUGUCAUCUGGCUUUACAGCUUGGUUUUUGCUUUAAUUCCCGUCAUGGGCUGGAGAACAUAUGACGAGUUUGUUUAUGAGGGAAUCUGUUCCUUUCCUUUUCAUGACAUUUAUUCCACUCUCAGCUCUUGUCUAAAUUUCAUUAUUCCACUACUGGUAACGUGCGGUAUCUACGUUCAGAUUUACCUCAUAGCGAGGUCUCAAAGCAGCACUUUUGAUAAAGAGAUCUCACGACAAAUGCGUACGACGGAAGCCUGUUCACGACAAACGCGUUCUACUGAAGAAAAGAAAAUCUAUUUAAGGAACAUUCGAGCGGCCAAGACUAUCUCCAUCUUUGUAGCCGUGUUUUUCUUUUGCUGGGUUCCUCACUCUGCCAUUAGCAUCAGUGCCAAUCUCUGUCAAUCAUGCCAAGCUAAAAUCCCAAAUGAAGUUGGUGUUCUAGUUUUGAUGUUUGGAUACCUUAAUUCUGCCCUCAACCCAUUUCUUUUCGCUUUUCGAAACAAAAGAUUCAAGGCCGCCUAUUCAGCAUUGCUGCUCACGAUGAAAGCUAGACCUCUAUUUCCACGCAGUUUGAGACGUCGCUCUACUUUAACAGCUAGUACUUUGCAUCCUGAACUUCCAGAUCUACAAGAUAGCGUGGUUCGCCUACAGUUGGCUAAAACGAAACGAGAAAGCUGA